Molecule: messenger RNA, 2076 nt
Organism: Corapipo altera (White-ruffed manakin)
Lineage: Eukaryota; Metazoa; Chordata; Aves; Passeriformes; Pipridae
Product: nuclear receptor coactivator 1-like
Exons: 5
Coding region: 260-1624 (454 amino acids)
Biological process (GO): cellular response to hormone stimulus; positive regulation of transcription by RNA polymerase II
Cellular component (GO): nucleus
Molecular function (GO): nuclear receptor binding
Source: RefSeq, a predicted model, not a curated record
CUUCCCUCGGUGACUUCCAGGUGAAUGAGAUACUGUUACCCCACCUUGGGACACGCUCCAACUCCUGGAGCUCCUCAUCUUGAACGUCUCCAGACACUCUUCCCAAUUCCCACCAUUUUGGGACAUUUCCACCUUUCCCUCCAAUCCUGAGCCGUGUAAUGGGACUGGGAACGUUCCGGUGCCAGUGAUAAUUUGGGAAUCUCCCUCCUUCCCUCAGUGACUUCCAGGUGACUGAGAUCCUGUUUUCCCACCUUGGGUGAUGCUCCAACUCAUCUUGAACAUCUCCAGACGCUCUUCCCCAUUCCCACCAUUUGGGGGGAUUUCCACCUUUCCCUCCAAUCCCGAGACACGUAAUGAGACCAGGAGUGAUUCCCACAUUCCAACGCUAACCUGGGAAUAUCCUUCCAUCCCUCAGCCUCCUCUGAACGCUCAGAUGUUGGCGCAGCGGCAGCGGGAGCUCUACAGCCAACAGCACCGGCAGCGGCAGCUGAUGCAGCAGCGCGCCCUCCUCCUGCGCCAGCAGAGCUUCGGCAACGCCUCCGGAAUUCCGGUGCCCCUCGGAGCCACCCGGUUGCCACAGGCCCCCCCCCAGCAGUUCCCGUAUCCGGUGCCCAGCUACGGCGCUGGCGCCGGCAACCCGCCCUCCGCCGGCGCCGCUGGACCGUUCUCCGGUGCUGAGGCGGCGGCGGCGCUGGCCGGACGCCGCGGGAGUGCCGUGGGAGCGCAGUUCGGAGCCGGGAUGGUGGCGCCCGGGAUGCAGCAGAACGUCUUUCAGUAUUCCGGAGCAGGGCUGGCCCAGCAGAGCGAGUCCUUCGCGCCGGCGCUGAGCCCCGGCAGCCCCCUGGUGUCCCCCCAAAUCCCGCCGGCCCAGAGCCCGAUGCUGCCGCCGGCGCCGCCGGCACCCGGAUACCAGUCCCCCGACGUGAAGGGCUGGCAGCAAGGAGCCAUGGGGAAUAACAGCGUGUUCAGCCCGGCGGGAGCGGCUCCGGCGGCGCCGGCACAGCCGGGAAUGUACAACAACAUGAGCAUCACCGUGUCCAUGGCCGGCGGCGGCUCCGGCGUCCCCACCAUCAAUCCCAUGGGAGGGCAGGUGCCCGGGAUGAACCCCCUGCAGAUGCCCGGGAUGAAUUCCAUGUGCUCGGAGCAGGUCCCGGAUCCGGCGCUGAGACCAGCAGGGCUCUACUGCAACCAGCUCAACUCCAGCGAGCUGCUCAAGGCAGAGGCAGACGGGGCCCAGGUCAGUAAUGAUUCCCAAAAUAAUGGUGGAGAUUCCCAAAAAAAAUGGCUGGAGAUGGUGGAGAUUCCCAGAAAAAUGGCUGGAGGGCUCCCAGGAUGGUGGAGAUUCCAAAAGGAUGGUGGAGAUUCCAAAAGGAUGGUGGAGAUUCCAAAAAAAAAUGCCUGGAGAUGGUGGAGAUUCCAAAAAAAAAUGGCUGGAGGGUUCCCAGGAUGGUGGAGAUUCCCAAAAAAAUGGCUGGAGGGCCCCCAGGAUGGUGGAGAUUCCCCAAAAAAAGGCUGGAGGGCCACAGGAUGGUGGAAAUUCCCAAAAAAGGCUGGAGGGCCCCCAGGAUGGUGGAGAUUCUCAAAACCAGUCCCACCAGCAUUGGGUGACACCACUUGGGGUUGAGGCCACCACAGACCCACCAGGGCUUGAAGCCACCACGGUCCCACCAGUGUUGGGUGAUGAUGAACCCUUGGAGUGGGUGACAGCCAACCCUUGGGGUUGAAGCCACCACAGGUCCCACAAGCGUUGGGUGACACCCCUUGGGAUUGAAGCCACCGUGGUCCCACCAGUGUUGGGUGACAUCUCUUGGGGUUGAAGCCACCACAGUCACACCAGAAUUGGGUGACACCCCUUGGGGUUGAAGCCACCACAGUCCCACCACCAUUGGGUGAUGACCAACCCUUGGGGUUGAAGCCACCACAGCCCCACCACUGUUAGAUGAAACCCCUUGGGGUUGAGGCCACCACAGACCCACCAGCAUUGGGUGACACCCCUUGGGGUUGAAGCCACCACAGUCCCACCAUCACUGGAUGAUGACCAACCCUUGGAGUUAAAGCCACCGUGGUCCAACCACC